CUUGAUUUUCGAUGCCGACCUAAGCCGCUCUCCUCGUCCGAUGCUGCCCCGGCGCUGGGCCCGGCGUAAACCGGACGCGAGGGUGGGUCGUGACGGGUCAGGAGAUAGGGAAUGCGACGGCUUGCGUGCUCGACGACUUGCCUACUUACCUAUCGCGUCUUUCUUCUUAUUACUUUCUCCUUGCUUCUUCUACUUCUACUGCUCCUGCUACUACUUCCGCUAUUACUACUUCUGCUACUACAAAUUCUCCUUCUCCUUCUCCUUCUCCUUCCUCUACUUCAACUUCACUUCCUCCCGUCUCUACCUUUAACGCACGUUCCCG
Molecule: messenger RNA, 322 nt
Organism: Durotheca rogersii
Lineage: Eukaryota; Fungi; Ascomycota; Sordariomycetes; Xylariales; Xylariaceae
Exons: 1
Coding region: 41-310 (89 amino acids)
Source: RefSeq, a predicted model, not a curated record